AUGUUACUGCUAACUGCACGCACGCUCAUCACAGUGUUGGAGGCUGCUGGAUGCCAACAGAGGCAGCAUCCAGACCACCAAGCAGCGCCAAAUCUCCACCCUGAAGGCUGCACCAUGCAUGGGGGCAAGAGAGGACUAGUGGCCCCGCAAAAUACCUUUCUGGAAAACAUAGUCCGGCGUUCUAGUGAAACCAGCUUCCUGUUGGGAAACGCCCAAAUCGUGGAGUGGCCGGUGGUGUACAGUAACGAUGGUUUCUGCAAGCUGUCUGGCUACCACAGAGCCGAAGUCAUGCACAGGAGUAGCAUGUGCAACUUCAUGUACGGAGACUUGACCGACAAGAACACCAUUGACAACAUCCGCCUAACCUUCGACAACUAUGAGUCCAACUUCUACGAGGUGCUGCUCUACACUAAAAACAGAACGCCCAUAUGGCUUUACAUGCAGGUGGCGCCCAUCCGAAAUGAUAACAACAAGGUGGUGCUUUUCCUCUGCACUUUCCGGGACAUCACACUCUUCAAACAGCCCAUUGAGGACGAAACCACGCGAGGUUGGACAAAGUUCGCCAAGCUAACGCGGGCGCUCACAAACAAUCGAAACCUGGUCCAGCAGAUGGCGCCACUGAGCAAGACGGAGGUCAACCAUAAGCCGUCCAGACUGGCUGAGGCUCUCCAGCUGGGCUCCGACAUACUUCCCCAGUACAAGCAGGAGGCCCCCAAGACCCCCCCGCACAUCAUCCUCCACUACUGCACCUUCAAGACCACGUGGGACUGGGUCAUCCUCAUCCUGACCUUCUACACGGCCAUCAUGGUGCCCUACAACGUGUCGUUCAGGACCAAGCAGAGCAACCUGGUGUGGCUGGUGCUGGACAGCAUCGUGGACGUCAUCUUCCUGGUGGACAUCGUGCUCAACUUCCACACCACCUUUGUGGGCCCCGCCGGCGAAGUCAUUUCCGACGCUCGGCUCAUUCGCAUGAACUACGUCAAGACAUGGUUCGUCAUCGACCUGUUGUCGUGUCUGCCCUACGACAUCAUCAACGGCUUUGAGAAUUUUGACGAGGACUUUGUCACGCCUUCGUCCACGGCCAGUCAUCUUCGCGACUCGUCCAACUUCCACAGGAACAGCACCAGGAUGGAAGACUCAGUACUGCCAGGUCUCAGCAGCCUCUUCAGCUCCCUGAAGGUCAUCCGCCUGCUGCGUUUGGGGCGCGUGGCCCGCAAACUGGACCACUACUUGGAGUACGGGGCGGCCGUCCUGGUCCUGCUGGUGUGCGUCUUCGGCCUGGUGGCCCACUGGCUGGCCUGCAUCUGGUACAGCAUCGGCGACCACGAGGUCAUCGACGAGACCACCAACACCAUCAAGACGGACAGCUGGCUGUACCAGCUGGCGAUGAGCAUCGGGACGCCGUACCGCUGGAACGCCAGCGGCACCGGCCAGUGGGAAGGCGGUCCCAACAAAGACACGCUGUACAUCUCCUCGCUGUACUUCACCAUGACCAGCCUCACCACCAUCGGCUUCGGCAACAUCGCGCCCACCACGGACGGGGAGAAGAUCUUCUCCGUGGCCAUGAUGAUGGUGGGAUCGCUAUUGUACGCCACCAUCUUCGGCAACGUGACCACCAUCUUCCAGCAGAUGUACACCAACACCAACCGCUACCACGAGAUGCUGAACAACGUGCGGGACUUCCUCAAGCUCUACCAGGUUCCCAAAGGUCUCAGCGAGAGGGUCAUGGACUUCAUCGUCUCCACUUGGGCCAUGUCUAAGGGCAUCGACACAGACAAGGUGCUGUCCAUUUGUCCCAAAGACAUGCGUGCGGACAUCUGCGUGCACCUCAACAGGCAGGUGUUCAACGACCACCCCGCCUUCCGCCUGGCCAGCGACGGCUGCCUGCGCUCUCUGGCCGUGGAGUUCCAAACCACGCACUGCGCGCCCGGCGACCUCAUCUUCCACAUCGGCGAGAGCGUGGACACCCUGUGCUUCGUGGUGUCCGGCUCUCUGGAGGUCAUCCAGGACGAUGAGGUCAUCGCCAUUCUGGGUAAAGGAGAUGUGUUCGGGGACGUCUUCUGGAAAGAGAGCACCAUGGCGCGAGCGUGCGCCAACGUGCGGGCGUUGACCUACUGCGACCUGCACGUCAUCAGGAGGGACGCUCUCAUGAGGGUGCUGGAGUUUUACACGGCCUUCGCCAACUCCUUUUCACGCAACCUCAUCCUCACCUGCAAUCUACGCAAACGGGUCAUCUUCAGAAAGAUAGCCGACGUGAAGAGGGAACAGGAGCGCCAGAGGACCGAGGUGGCGCUCUCCAUCCCGGACGACCACCCGGUGCGGAAGCUCUUCCAGAGGUUCCGGCAUCAGAGGGACGGCCAAACGCCAGAGGAGUCUCCAUCAUACCUGGAUCACAACAGUGUGCAGGAGGAGUUGCCUCACGCCAACACCACCGCCGGCCAAGCUCCGCCUGUUGCCGCCCAGCAGACGGGCGUUGGAGGUUCUCGGGGCACGGUGGUCGCCUCUGCUGAGAAGUCCGAGCAAAACUGCACAACAGAUGCUCAGUUGAGGCCUUCAGUGGAAAAGACGCAGAGUCAGGGGGUCAACAGCCCGGCGCAGGGUCGUGGUGUGGGCGCAGAGGGGGCUGGGGGCCUCGCCGCCCGCAAAGGAGGGGCCAGAGGGUGGGCCAAGUUUAAAAACGCCACCUCAACUGCCCCGGCACCGCCUCCUCAAGCAGAGCAGGAGAAGCCACCUGAGAAACCGGAGGCUUGGACCAAAGGAUCUCAGUCCUCGGAACCAAUAGCGGCCGCCAACCAGAACCAGAACCAGGAGGACGGCGGGGAGGGCGGCGCCAAUGCAGGAGAAGCCACCGCCCUGCAUAAAACGGACUCGUGCGACAGCGGCAUCACAAAGAGCGACCUGCGCAUCGACCGGGCGGGCGAUUCCAGGAGCUCGUUCGAGCGCAGCCCCAUGGAGCGCAGCCCCAUGGAGAGGAACCCGUUCGGGGCCCCUGCGUCCGAGCGGGACCUCCUGCAGGUCACGCUGUACGAGGCCAAGGUGGAGCUGAAGGGGGACAUCCAGCUUCUGAGCGGCCGGCUGUCCAUGCUGGAGGCUCAGGUGGGAGAGAUCCUCAGGCUUCUGUCCAUCAGGAGAAGACUCUCGCUUCCGCCCACGUCCUCCCCAAGACCGAGGGCCAAAGGCCAAGACUCUGUUAUCGCCUCUGUUCGAACCAAAAAAGAUGAUGGACCCUUUUGAGGGGACUCUGUAGACCAUUCUUCUCGGGUUCUCAAGCUUUUUACACUAUGUACCACCUCAGAUAUUUAGUUUUGCAAGUAGCACCACGGCUUAGCUCGAACUACGGUCUUCCUGCGGUACCAAACUUUGAGAAUAGAUGUUCUCGGACUGAAAAAAAAAAAGAAAAUCUCCGGUUCGCCUAAGCUAGCUGGCCUAACAAAGAAAUGUGUUGCAUGGAAAAACAACUUUAAUCCAAUUUAUGAAUAUAAAAAGGUGGGCUUAAAUGGUCAACACGGCACAAUAGUGGACCGAGGUAGCACUACAGGUCUUACCAAGGUCCAUCAAGCCCAAGCUGGAUCUCAAUCCUCACUGCACCACAUGGCCCCAAUGCAAGUAGACUGAUUUAGUGAACAUAGGGUCUUGUUUCCACACUUUUAUCCAGAUUCUCACCAAUUUUACAAUCAGGUUUUUUGGAUAGUUUUCCACAAUUUCUUUUUUUUUUCGACCUUCUGCUAGCAAACAAUAACACCUCUAUCCCAAAUGACGGCUUUACGGCUCACGUAUCAUCCAUCAGCUUUAACGAUGAACGAGCUGAAUAAAGGAAAUAAACAGAAAAUGCCGAGUCGGCGUUUGUGCCUUACACUUGCUCAAGCCUCAGUAACGCUACAGUGUGUCGUGAUACGUCCUUUCCUUCCACGCCAAGGGUUAUGUCUCCCGCUUGAGUUGUCACUCGCAUGGAAACUGUCGAAAUGUGAAUGCUUUAUUUAUCAUUUUUCGUGUGAAGAAAAUGCUCAGGUAGUCAGGAAUAAGUAGGAUGAUCAGGUUGAAGACAAAUAUUAUGGAUCACAGUGCUGCUAUGUGCAAAUCUGAGCUUUGUGACAUUAAAAAGAGAAAUAUGUAAGCAAGUGACCUCCUCCCGUAUUGUACAUGUUUGAAAGGCCUUGCAUGCACGAGUCUUCCUACAAAUUCCAAAA
Molecule: messenger RNA, 4187 nt
Organism: Nerophis lumbriciformis (worm pipefish)
Lineage: Eukaryota; Metazoa; Chordata; Actinopteri; Syngnathiformes; Syngnathidae
Product: voltage-gated delayed rectifier potassium channel KCNH5-like
Biological process (GO): regulation of membrane potential; potassium ion transmembrane transport
Cellular component (GO): voltage-gated potassium channel complex; plasma membrane
Molecular function (GO): voltage-gated potassium channel activity
Source: RefSeq, a predicted model, not a curated record